UGACGUCAUGCAGCGCCUCCUCUGCGGUCAGCUGAUCGCACCUGAAGGGACUGAGCGUGCACAGAGCCUAACGUAAAGGGGCUUUGAGGGGAACGACAGCAGGUAACGCAGGUUUUAAUGAGCGUCUAAUGAAAGGAAACCUGUAGCUGUGUUUAUUAGUUCACGGACACGGACGACACCGUUUCUCUGUGCUGUGGACGCGUUAGCUUAAAGGCUAAACUUAGUUGACGAUAGCUACAGUUUGGCUAGCUGAGUCACUGGAGAUGGUCUGGAGGAAUUUUUAAUAACGAUGGGAGACAGCGAUGGGGAGGACACUAUGGAAACUCCUGGGCUCCCCGUGGAGGUCGUGGUUUACAUCCUGAGUUUUCUCCACGCUUCAGACAGGAAGGAAGCCUCCCUGGUCUGCCGUAGCUGGUACAGUGCCAGCCAGGACCCCCGCUUUCAGAAGAACAUCACCUUCCGCUUCCCGGCUUCGGCCUCGUCCCUGGAGCUCAUCAGGGGCCUGGGCCGAAAGCCACGGUGCAACCUGAUAAUCAGCCAGCUCGAUGGCUUCAGCAUCUCCAGAUCGCUGCUGCUGGAGGUGGGCCUUUGCCUCGGCCCUAAACUGGAGAGCCUGGCCCUGCCUGGAAGCAGUAUAACAGAGGCUUCCCUGCUGGCCCUGCUCCCUCGGCUUACCUCCCUCCGCAGGUUGGACCUCAGAGGUCUGGACAGCCUCUUCAUGUCUGGAGCAUUUCUCUCCAGGGAGGAGCACAGACAGCAGGUGCGGUCAGCACUGUGUGGUCUGGAAGAGCUGGACCUGUCUGACCUCCGCUACCUGUCUGACCUCACCUUCAACCGGCUGACCGGAUGCACGCCGCGUCUCCGUCGGCUCUCGCUGGCUGGCUGCCAUAUUGCUUUUGAGUUUGACCCGUAUCGAGGGUGCCCGGUGGGAGCCGUCGAGGACUCUUCAGCUCUGCUGUCGCUCAGGAACUUGAGGAGGUUGUUGAUGGAACAGAAAUCCACCCUCGUAGCUCUGGACCUCAGCAGAACAUCCAUCACCCCUGAGUCGCUGCGCACUGUUGCACAGGUUCAGGGUUUGUUUUUAGAGGAGCUGAUCCUACACGGCUGUAAGGAGCUGACCAACUACUCAGUGGAAGUUCUGGUGAAGCACCAGCCAAGCCUCCUCAAACUGGACAUCAGCGGCUGCACGGAGCUGACCAGCAGGUCUGUAGAGGCCAUAGCGCGAGGUCUGAAGUCACUGACGCACCUCUCAUUGUCGCGGGACUGGAGGAUCACAGAAAAAGGCCUGUCUGACCUGCUGUUGUUGCCCUCCCUGCGGUCUCUGGACCUGUCCGAGUGUCUGCACAUCAAUGGAACGGAGAUGGUGAAAGGCUUAAAGGGAUCCGAUGCUGCCAGACGGCAGCUAGAGACGCUCAACCUCAGGAGCUGCACCUACAUCAGGGAUCCUGCAGUUUUCUUUCUCGCCCAGCUGCUUGGGGACACUCUCUGCGAGCUUGACCUGACUUCCUGCAGUAAUGUGACUGACCUGUCUGUGUGCGCCGUCGCCACCUACCUGCAGAAGCUGGUGGUGCUGCGGCUCGGCUGGUGUAAAGAAGUGACAGACUGGGGUCUGCUGGGAAUGGUGCAAAGAGCCAAAUGUGAGCCUGACGAGGAGACGGGAGACAAGGGCCCCAGGUUCACCCGGACUUUUGGCAACAUGGGCUUCUUUAAGCCUCCUUGCUUGCCUUUCGAGGAGCGACCCAAGCUAGUGACUCCGAAUGACCUGGAGCAGUUCAGAGUGCAGGCUGGAGCUUCUCUUUUAGCUCUCAGCAGGCUGCAGGAACUGGACCUCUCUGCCUGCUCCAAACUCACGGACAGCAGCAUCACUCAGGUGAUGCGUUUCCCAGAUCUCCACCAUCUGUCUCUCUCCAUGCUGCCGGAGAUCACCGACAACAGCUUAGUGUCGACGGCCCGCCACUGCCGCAGUCUCACUAGUCUCGCGCUCAGCCACUGCCCAGGUAUCAGUGACCGCGGCGUGGCGCAGGCUGCACCCUACCUCCCCAGACUGCAACAUCUCUACCUCUCCUGCUGUAAUAACAUCACCGAUAGAUCCCUGCUCCUCCUGGUGCAGCACUGCAAACGUCUGAGGACGCUCGACAUCUCCAGGUGCAACAACAUCUCCACAGCAGCAGUGGACCUCCUCCAGACACGGCUGCCCUUCCUGGAGAAUCUCCACUACAAAUUCAUAGGUGGGGCUGAUCUUAGCCUAGCCCUCUGACAGGCUGACUGAAGAUCCUGAGAGGCUGCUGGGACCAAAGUCUGCUCUCAGCUGAGCUUUUUGCACAUGUCAAUAUUUUGUACAAGAGAGGAAAAAAAGACUUGCAAGUUUACAGCAGGACCUAAUUAUGUCAUCUGUUGAGUAAAUAUUUGCUCCUUUGUGUGGAGUAGGAAUCACCUUUACAAACCAGGCCGAGGCAGUUUGGACCAAAUGUUAUUUUUAAAGAUUUCAUCAAAGUGCAAUACAUGAGCACCACAGGAAGAAGAAAAUAGUCAAUAUUUAAUAUGUAUUUACUGUUUAAAGAACAAGAGAACUGGUUCUUUAUAUUUAAAUUCUUCGAGGUGCUUUUAAAUGAAAUACUGCUGUCACAGACGUAGAACAUCAGUUGUUGAUUAUAGAGAUUGUUGUAGACUACUGAUGCCAACGACACUCCAUUUCCUUUAUUGUUUCUAAUGCUGACAGUCUUUGCUUGUUUGCUCAGUGAUGUUGUUAAAAGCAGGAUGUAGGAUGGGACACUUGGAUGCUGCUAAAGCAGGAAAGAGCUGUGGAGUGAAAACGUUUCUCCAUCCUUAUCUUUCAGAUUAAAAUAAAGCAAAUCAGGGUUUUAAUUACCAAUUGCUUUUCAAAAAACUGCCAGAGUUGAUUUGAAAUAUGAUAGAGUGUCAGAUGUUCUUGGAAAGGGAGCAUCAUGUCAAAACUAGCAAGUUUCAUUUCCACUCCAGCCCACUGUGUACGCUGCUAUAAGCACUGAGACAGAGGGAGUACUCAUCAUGGACCAAAGGUGUGUCUUUUAUAAAUAAACCAAAGUUUGUUUGUUUUUUGCUGUAUAAAUCAAAAUUUUUUUUAUUCAUGUGAAUUAAAUCAAACCACAUGAUUCAACGUGCACAUUAUCCCAGAGGUCAGUGUGUCAGUGUGGAGGACAGCUGUGCUGAAAUGAAAUCAAUCCCCUUACAGAAAAGAAUAAAAUGAAAGCUGUCAGUUCUCCAGUAGCUCCUCCAGGUGGCGCCACUGAGUGCUCGGCGAGUGUAACGCUCAGAGUCACAUUAUAAAACAAGCCAUGGGCAGAAAGCAUCAGUUUUAAAGUUACAAUGAAAUUUGAUCCAAAAAGACAAAAAUCAUCCAAUGCAUGUAGUACCGUGUGAUUGUGACAGAGGGACAUGUGCACGUUUGCAACAAAGAUUAAAAAUCAUUUAAUGCAUCUCUGCUCCGCAGUCACUGAGCUGCUGAAAUCCAUAUGAAGACGAGUGCCUGCAGGUGCAUGAAGCGACAUACUGUGAAACACUGCACACCUGCUGUAUGUCUGUGAUGUGCUGGAGAAUAAAUGACGUACCGUGUUGUAAGAAAGCACGUUGUUCUAGUUAAUGCCCUCUUUCAAAAAAAAGCAACAGAAUGAUACCAAGAACAAAAAGCACAGCCUUUCCACGCGAGUAUUCCUCACA
Oreochromis niloticus (Nile tilapia) is the source of this 3696-nucleotide messenger RNA. It is a transcript of the gene fbxl9, whose product is annotated as F-box and leucine rich repeat protein. The transcript is spliced from 11 exons. Lineage: Eukaryota; Metazoa; Chordata; Actinopteri; Cichliformes; Cichlidae. The coding region runs from base 290 to 2257 and encodes 655 amino acids. Gene Ontology annotation, cellular component: SCF ubiquitin ligase complex. The record is from RefSeq and is a predicted model, not a curated record. Gene Ontology annotation, molecular function: protein binding. Gene Ontology annotation, biological process: SCF-dependent proteasomal ubiquitin-dependent protein catabolic process.